AUGGAGAACCCACAUGAAGCAGAACAGGCAGUAUUGCUAGAACGAAUUAUUAAAAAUGUGGAUAAAUGCAACGAAGCGAUCAUGGAGAUGAACCACUGUAUAAAGGAAUUCCUCGACUCAUCAUCCGACGUUCACAUCGCUGCUCAACUGUUCGCGAAUUACUCUAGGAACGUAGCUUAUAAUCUGAACAUCGCCAAGCAGAUGCCUGAUCCGGUGUAG
Kwoniella botswanensis is the source of this 219-nucleotide messenger RNA. RefSeq lists its product as uncharacterized. NCBI's taxonomy places the organism in Eukaryota, Fungi, Basidiomycota, Tremellomycetes, Tremellales, Cryptococcaceae. The record is from RefSeq and is a predicted model, not a curated record. Gene Ontology annotation, biological process: attachment of spindle microtubules to kinetochore. Gene Ontology annotation, cellular component: mitotic spindle; DASH complex. The transcript has 3 exons. Bases 1 to 219 code for a protein of 72 amino acids.